Messenger RNA from Acanthosepion pharaonis, 2019 nucleotides. The record is from the annotation of a GenBank genome assembly. NCBI's taxonomy places the organism in Eukaryota, Metazoa, Mollusca, Cephalopoda, Sepiida, Sepiidae.
AUGAGGAAAAAAACGGCCGCGGUGUCCACAGUGAACACUGUCAGCGUAGCCUACUUUAAAGCGGACCCAGCUUUGUUUUUCGCACAGUUAGAGUCGGAGUGCGAACUGAGAGGAAUUACCUCUCAGAAAACAAAAUUUAAUUUAGCGGUCUCCAAGUUGCCUCUAGAAGCUGUCCAGGUGAGAGAAAUUAUUAUCUCUCCGCCGAAAGACAAGCCAUAUUACAAGUUAAAGGAGGAACUUGUUCGGAGGACGUCUGUGUCACGACAAAAGAAAUUGUCGCAGCUUUUGCAUGAGGAACAAUUGGGAGACAGCAAGCCGUCGCAAUUUUUACGUCGUUUACAACAUCUAGCCGGAGAAAGUAAUGAGGAUGGCAUUAUACGUCAUAUUUUUCUCCAGCGUUUUCCCCCUGUGUAUCACGCUGUUUUAGCCGCGGUGGGUGAAGAUGCACCCGUCGAAAAGCUGGCUGAAAUAGCAGAUAAUGUAGCUGACCUAACUUCGGGAUGCACUGCUCCCGUUUCUGCCGUACAGACGCAAGAGCCAGAUCCGCUGGCUAGACUUUUGGAGGGACAACGAAGGUUAGAGGCUAGGAUGGAAGACUUAGAGAGACGGUUGCAGAAGGUUAGCAUUCACCGCUCCCAAAGGAAAAGCCUAGGCUGGCGACCGGAGGCGACCCGGUGCGCCGGCGUGGGAGAGGUUUGUCGCUUAAUAUUUGUUUCGGACCGCAUUACUGGUAUACGUUUUCUCGUGGACAGUGGUGCGCAAAUAUCUUUAAUUCCUGCCACUAGGGCAGACAAGUUAAAAGGACCUCACAAACUUACCUUGCAGGCCGUGAAUAAGUCGCUCAUCCAGACUUAUGGUCAGAGGUGCCUUACAUUGAAUUUGGGUCUGAGACGGGUUUUCACCCAUUUCUUUGUCCUUGCGGAUGUAGAGAAGGCCAUAUUGGGUGAAGAUUUUUUACACAAAUUUGGUCUUCUCAUUGAUGUACACAGACGUUGUCUGACAGACCCUAAGCCAAAUACUCAAUCGCCGGGAGCCAUUCAUAAUGUAAUUCCAUUAUGUCCUACUGUGGCUAACACAGAAGAUAACCUUAUGUUCUGUGAACUUUUACAAAAGUUUGAGAGUAUUACUAAACCGGCUUUUCAUAAAGAUAGUUUACCCCACAAUAUAACACACCACAUUUCUACUAGCGGCCCUGUUCACAGCCGUCCUCGUCGUCUGGCACCGGAAAAAUUGAGUUUAGCGAAAGCGGAAUUUACCCAAAUGAUGGAACUUGGUAUUAUCCGGCCAUCAAAGAGUAACUGGGCAUCUCCUUUACACCUGGUACCCAAAAGUGGUGGUACCUGGCGAGCUUGUGGGGAUUAUAAGGCACUCAACUCUGCCACUAAACCUGACCGUUAUCCCAUUCCUCAUAUACAUGACGUAACGGCCAUCAUUCAGGAUAGCACCGGACGAUUGCGCCUCUUCGUGUCUGAGUCAAUGCGGAAGACGUUAUUCUCCUCCAUGCACAAUUUGUCCCACCCAGGAGCUAAUGCCUCAAUAUGGCUAAUCACAGACAGAUUUGUUUGGCCACGCAUGAAAACUGACAUUCGACAAUGGUCAAAGACUUGUGUGCCAUGCCAGAGGGCCAAAGUCAGGAGACAUACCCGUUCACCUCCUGGAUCCUUUCCAUCACCCGACGAGCGGUUUGCACAUGUUCACGUGAACAUCACAGGACCACUCCCUUCAUGUGAGGGAAAGACAUAUCUAUUGACAUGUGUUGAUCGUUUAUCCCGUUGGUGUGAGGCUCUUCCCAUGUCGGACAUUACGGCACAUACUACGGCAAAGACUUUUGUUUCAGGAUGGGUUUCCCCGCCUUGCUGCUGGUUUCACUUGGCGAAAAGCGACACGAAAAAGAAGACGCCAUUUUUUUUGCUCCGUUGUCUUUUGAGGAAAAAACGAAACAGUUUCAGUGAAUCAGAACGGAAUCAAUUAUUGAUUUUUAUCCUGGGAAGAAAUUUUUCAAAAUGGCAUCCAGUAUGA